AUGGAAGAGGAAUAUUAUUUUAAUACGCAAAGAACUCAACAGCAGAAAAAUCUUAGGGUUACUCUGGACCACUCUUGUAGAGACCAAGACGCGGCCCCCAGGGGUCUCCAGUGCUCCACAUUCCAGAGCAGUCCCGAGCUCUCCCAGAGCAGCGGGGUUCACCGGAGCUCGGUUCACUCGAAGCUGGCUCCUGCCAAGCCCGCGGCGUUUGCCAGAGCCAAGUGGUCGCAACCCCAGAUGCCAGGCUUCCUGUCCCGCAGAUCCUCAACUAGCUCACCCGGGACUCCUCGGCCUCUCCUACAAAGGAGCGAGCCGGGCUGGAAGCGGGAGGGGCGAAAGCAGGCACCCGCAGCCUCACCCCUCCUCUCUCCCCACCCCGAAGGCAGGAAUUUCUGGGAUGGGCAGAUGGUCCACCCCUCUCUUCCUCCUCCCUCCCCUAAUAAAGGGAUAUUCAUUAUCCAAAGUGAAAUCUUCACGACAUGCAUUCAAGCAGGUAAAUCUGUACUGACCCUGGAGAGUUGCCAACAACCAAACGAGUACAUGCUGUGGAAAUGGGUUUCAAACCACCAGCUCUUUAACAUAGGCAGCAGCGGUUGCCUGGGCCUGAACCUAUCUGACCCAGAGCAGCCUUUAGGCAUAUAUGAAUGUGACUCUGUUCACGUUUCCUUGAGGUGGGGCUGUAAAAGGAAGAUGAUCACAGGCCCACUCCAGUACUCGGUCCAGGUGAAGCAAGGCACCGUGGUUGUGGCCUCAUGGAAAUAUCUUCAUAAAUGGAUUUCCUACAUGUCAGGCGAUGGAGACAUUUGUGAAUAUCUGCAUGAAGAUUUGUAUACAAUCAAAGGCAAUGCCUUCGGAAUGCCAUGCAUGUUUCCCUUCCAAUAUAAUCAACAGUGGCAUCAUGAAUGCAUCCGGGAAGGUCGGGAAAAUGACUUACCAUGGUGUGCCACGACCAGCCGAUAUGAAAGAGAUGAGAAGUGGGGGUUUUGCCCAGAUCCAACCUCUGCAGAGAUAGCGUGUGAUGCUGUGUGGGAGAAGGACCCCAAUUCACACAUUUGCUACCAAUUCAACCUGCUUUCAUCUCUCUCUUGGAGUGAGGCACAUUCUUCAUGCCAGAUGCAAGGAGGUGCUUUAUUAAGUAUCACGGAUGAAAAUGAAGAAAAUUUUAUAAGAAAGCACAUGAGCAGUGAAGCAGUGGAGGUAUGGCUGGGUCUGAACCAGCUGGAUAGAAACUCUGGCUGGCAGUGGUCUGAUGGCACACCGCUCAACUAUCUGAACUGGAACCCAGAGGGAAAUUUUGAGCCAUUUGUUGACUAUCACUGUGGAACAUUUAACUCAUUAACAACAAAUGCCUGGAGGAGUCGGGAUUGUGAGUUGACCUUGCCUUAUAUAUGUAAAAAAUAUCUGAACCACACUGAUCAUGAAAUAAUUGAAACAGAUGCUUGGAAAUACUAUGCUACCGUCUGUGAGACUGGCUGGAAUCCCCACCAUCGUAAUUGCUAUAAACUUCAGAAAGAAGAAAAGACCUGGAAUGAGGCUUUGCAUUCUUGCCAGUCUGAUAACAGUACAUUAAUCAACAUAGCUUCUUUAGCAGAGGUGGAGUUUCUUGUAACUCUCCUUGCACAUGAAAAUGCGACAGAAACAUGGAUUGGUUUGAGCAGCAAUAAAAUUCCAGUUUCCUUUAAAUGGUCUAAUGGUGCCUCAGUCAUCUUUACUAAUUGGCACACACGUGAGCCACAGAUUUUUCCAAACAGAAGCCACCUAUGUGUCUCAGCAGAGCAAUCUGAGGGGCACUGGAAAGUUAAAAAUUGUGAAGAAACACUUUCUUACAUUUGUAAAAAACCAGGCGAUGUCCUCUCUGACGCUGAAUCAGGAUGUCAAGAGGGAUGGGAGAGACAUGGCGAGUUCUGUUACAAAAUUGACACAGGCCUUCGAAGCUUUGACCAUGCUUCCAGUGGUUAUUACUGUCCUCCUGAACUGGUAACCAUUGCAAACAGGUUUGAACAGGCUUUUAUUACCAGUUUGAUUAGUAGUGUGAUACAAACAAAGGACAGUUAUUUUUGGAUAGCUCUUCAAGACCAAAAUAACACAGGAGAAUACACUUGGAAGACAGCCGGGCAAAGUCCCGAGCGGGUGCAGUACACACACUGGAAUGUGCACCAACCUCGCUACAGUGGCGGCUGUGCUGUUAUGCGAGGAAGGAGACCACUUGGUCGCUGGGAAGUAAAGGACUGUAAACACUUUAAGGCAAUGUCCCUGUGCAAGCAACCAAUCAAAAAUGGAGAGAAAACUGUGCAUGAAGAGAGAUGGCCCUUUCACCCCUGCUAUUUGGACUGGGAGUCGGAGCCCGGUCUGGCCAAUUGCUUUAAGGUAUUUCAUAGUGAAAAAGUCUUGAAGAAAAGGACAUGGCUAGAAGCUGAAGAGUUCUGUCAGAAAUUUGGAGCUCAUCUUGCAAGCUUUGCCCAUAUUGAGGAAGAGAAUUUUGUGAAUAAGCUUUUAUAUUCUAAAUUUAAUCGGACAGAAGAAAGGCAGUUCUGGAUUGGAUUUAAUAAAAGAAACUUCUGGAAUUUUGAUUCUUGGGAGUGGUCUGAUGGAACGCCUGUUGUCUCUUCAUUUUUAGACAACACUUAUUUUGAAGAAGAGGCAAGAAAUUGUGCUGUGUAUAAAGCAAAUAAAACAUUACUACCCUUGUACUGUGGUGCCAAACGCGAAUGGAUAUGCAAAAUUCCAAGAGAUGUGAGACCCAAGAUUCCACCCUGGUACCAGUAUGAUGCACCCUGGCUCUUUUUUCAGAAUGCAGAGUACCUGUUUCAUACCUACGCCUCAGAAUGGUUCUCCUUUGAAUUUGUCUGUAGCUGGCUGCGCAGUGAUCUUCUCACAAUUCAUUCUUCACAGGAGCAAGAAUUCAUCUACAGCAAAAUAAAAGCGCUAUCAAAGUAUGGUGUAAAUUGGUGGAUCGGACUUCAAGAGGACAGAAACAAUGACAACUUGCAUUGGAGAGAUGGAACACCGAUAAUAUACCAAAACUGGGACAAAGAUAGAGGAAAAUUUGUCAAUAAUCAGAGUCAGAGAUGUGGCUUCGUUUCUGCUGUAACAGGACUCUGGGGUAGUGAUGACUGUUCAGUUUCUAUGCCUAGUAUUUGUAAGCGAAAAAAUAUUUGGGUCAUAGAGAAAGAGAAAGAUGCACCGAAACAACAUGGAACAUGUCCCAAAGGAUGGCUAUAUUUUAAUUAUAAGUGCCUUUUGGUGAAUAUCCCCAAAGACCCAAGCAAUCAGAAGAACUGGUACCAUGCUCGAGAUUUCUGUGUUGAGGAAGGAGGGACGCUGGUCACCAUUGAAAAUGAAGUGGAACAAGCUUUCAUUAUUAUGAAUCUUUUUGGCCAGACCACUGAUGUGUGGAUAGGAUUACAAAAUGACAAUUAUGAAAAAUGGCUAAAUGGAAAGUCUGUGGCAUAUUCUAAUUGGUCUCCAUUUGAUAUAAUAAAUAUCCCAAGUCAUAAUACCACUGAAGCUGAAAAACACAAUCCUCUCUGUGCCUUGCUAUCAAGUAAUCAUAAUUUUCAUUUCACUGGAAAAUGGUAUUUUGAAGACUGUGAAAAAGAAGGCUAUGGAUUUAUUUGUGAAAAAAUUCCAGAUACUUCUGGACACGAUGGGAAUACAUCUGAUGUGGACCCAAUCCCUAAUACCUUAGAAUACAGAAACAGAACUUACAAAAUUAUUAAUGCAAAUAUGACUUGGUAUGCAGCAAUAGAAGCCUGCCAGAGGCAUGGAGCACAGCUGGCCAGCAUAACAGACCAGUAUCACCAGUCCUUCCUCACUGUGGUCCUCAGCCUCCUAGGACACGCCCACUGGAUUGGGUUGCUCACCCUAGAUGAUGGUGUUCAUUUUGACUGGUUAGAUGGCAGCAAAUUUGGCCCUUUCACUUUUUGGAAAGAUGAGGAGUCGCCUUUUCUCAGUAACUGUGUUUUUGCUGACACAAGUGGACGCUGGCAUACCACAGCCUGCGAGUCAUUUCUGCAAGGUGCCAUUUGUCUUGUGCCCACUGAAAGAAGAUCAUUUGAACAUUCUGAGGAUUGCUCAGACAGUUUUAUUCCCUGGAUACAAUUUAGAAAUAAUUGCUACAAUUUUGCUAACGUCCUAAGUCCUAUGAGUUUUGAGGCUGCUCAGGAGUUUUGCAAAAAGGAAGGAUCUGCUCUUUUAACAAUCAAGGAUGAGGCUGAAAAUUCAUUUCUCCUAAAAGAGCUUCUCCAUUAUGAAACUUUUACCCGAAUGAUUUGGUUGAAUGCUCGAUUUGAUAGUAACAAUGAAACCUUAAAUUGGUUUGAGGGGACUCCCACAGACCAGUCAAACUGGGGCAUUCGGAAGCCGGACAUAGACCACUUCAAGCUCCAUCAGUGUGUUGGCCUGAGGAUUCCUGAAGGAGUGUGGCAGUUAUCCUCGUGUACAGUAAAAAGGGGAUUUAUAUGUAAAAAGGAGGCAGAUAUUCACGCUACAGAGGAGCAUCCAGGGGAAGAACCAAGUCACAGCAUGGUUCCUCUUGCAGUAGCACUGACCCUGAUAGUGAUGCUGGCUGUUUUCACAUUGUCCUUCUGCAUAUACAAGCAGAAUAGUGGCUUCUUCAGGAGACUUGCAGGGCUUGGGAAUCCUUACUAUCCUACAACCAACUUUAGUACAGCACACUUGGAAGAAAAUAUUCUCAUUUCUGACCUUGAGAAGAAUGACCAGCUGUAAUGAAGUCAUGGCGUGCCAGCUGCGGCCAUACAGAUAGGCAAAGAAGACUACGUAGUAUUUCCCUUCAUGGACCAGAAGCCAUCAUAAUGUGAACUGUGACGCAAUCUUCGUUAUUCUCCAGGUGAUGACUGGUUGAGAAGGGUAACCAAAUUCAGUGGGUUUUCAUGUAUUCAUCUCUCUCAUCUGUGAUCCAUUCUUUAAAAGGGGAAACAAUGCAAUGAUUAUUAUUAAGAAUGACAAGAACUAUUAAAAGAAUUAUUAAAAGAAACUCCCUAUUGGAAACUCUCAAACCAAUGUGAAUAAUAGU
Messenger RNA from Tupaia belangeri chinensis (Chinese tree shrew), 5035 nucleotides. RefSeq names its product phospholipase A2 receptor 1 (gene PLA2R1). NCBI's taxonomy places the organism in Eukaryota, Metazoa, Chordata, Mammalia, Scandentia, Tupaiidae. The transcript has 30 exons. Bases 1 to 4728 code for a protein of 1575 amino acids. The record is from RefSeq and is a predicted model, not a curated record.